This is a messenger RNA of Vicia faba (fava bean), 447 nucleotides long. NCBI's taxonomy places the organism in Eukaryota, Viridiplantae, Streptophyta, Magnoliopsida, Fabales, Fabaceae. The record is from the annotation of a GenBank genome assembly.
AUGUUGUCUACACAAGCUUUGCUCAUCCAUGGCUUCUUGGUCAUGAUUGUUUUAAUCUCUUCCAUGGGGGAAGCUAGACAAUUGAUUGAGUUUAGAGAUCAAGAUGGGACCAACUUUAAAUCUUUUAUACCUGGCCUUCCAGACAUACCUGAACUUCCACCACUAUCAAACAUUCUAGGCUUUCCAGGUUUCCCUUGCAUCCCAGGAAUACCAAGCAUCCCAGGUAUUCCAUGCAACCCAAACAUACCAUUUCCAGGUUUUCCAUGCAUCCCAGGCAUACCAAGCAUCCCAGGUUUUCCAUGCAAUCCUAAUUGGCCAAGUCCACCAAGUACACCUUCUGAAUCUCCAAGCACACCUCCUAGUACACCUUCAGAAUCUCCAAGUUCACCUCCUAAUCCAUAUGACUCACCUGUUCAAUCUCCCAGUUAUCCUCCGGAAUCCUCCUAG